GGCUUUCCAGUGGCGGAGGCUGGAGGAGACUCACAGAAAUGGCACCUCACAAGAAGAAAGAAAAGAGGGAAGAACAGGUCAUCAGCCUUGGUCCUCAGGUGGCUGAAGUGGAAAAUGCAUUUGGGUGUCACAUAUUUUCAUCCUCCAGUGACACUUUUGUCCAUGUCACUGACCUCUCUGGCAAGGAAACCAUCUGUUGUGUGGCUGGUGGGAUGAAGGUGAAGGCUGAUGGAGAUGAGUCAUCUCCAUAUGCUGCCAUGGCCACCCAGGAUGUAGCUCAGAGGCACAAGGAGCAGGACCUCACUGCCCUCCACAUCAAACUCAGGGCGACAGGAGGACACAGGACCAAGACCCCUGGACUAGGGGCCCAGUGAUCCCUCAGAGCCCUCACUCACUCAGGAAUGAAGACUGGGCUACUGAGAUGUCACCCCAUCCCCUCUGACAGCACCUGCAGGAAGGGGGGUCGCCAUGGUUGCCAUCUGUGAAUAGGACUCCUCAAAUUAUUUUCUGUUAAUGAACUGACUUCAUGUUAAAGAAAAAAAAGAGAGAGAGAAAAGAAGACAGAAAGACAGACAAAGGAAGAAGGACGGAUGGAAGGAAGGCAGGCAUGCUGUGGCCGCUAAAUUUUAUGGGCAUGUA
This is a messenger RNA of Sus scrofa (pig), 639 nucleotides long. RefSeq names its product small ribosomal subunit protein uS11. Gene Ontology annotation, cellular component: ribosome. Gene Ontology annotation, molecular function: structural constituent of ribosome. Lineage: Eukaryota; Metazoa; Chordata; Mammalia; Artiodactyla; Suidae. Gene Ontology annotation, biological process: translation. The record is from RefSeq and is a predicted model, not a curated record.